This is a messenger RNA of Scleropages formosus (Asian bonytongue), 2846 nucleotides long. Its product is annotated as far upstream element-binding protein 2-like. Gene Ontology annotation, biological process: regulation of DNA-templated transcription. Gene Ontology annotation, molecular function: RNA binding. The record is from RefSeq and is a predicted model, not a curated record. Bases 318 to 2282 code for a protein of 654 amino acids. Lineage: Eukaryota; Metazoa; Chordata; Actinopteri; Osteoglossiformes; Osteoglossidae. The transcript has 18 exons.
GUUAUUGCAGCGCUAACCUAGGUUAAAAUUAAUGUAGUGCUCGACUUUACCGCAUGUCCAAAGGUUUAUCGAAAUUUUAAAAGUUAUUCCCGAAACCCACGAAAGAGCAAGUGUUACGAUUUCUGAUAUCUUAAGAGCGCGCUGGUUAAAGUGAGAGAUAUUAGUAGUCAAGUGUGCUGCAAUUUGUCCCCGCCCCUCGUUGUCGUUUCCUUGCUCCUCCCCGAAUCUUGCCUGUUCGGCUUCCCGCUUCUGCGCAACUCAACCAGGCCUAAAUCACCCGCUUCUCCUCGCUUGUUUCCCUCAUUAACGCGGCCAGCAUGUCGGAGUACAGCACGGUGCCCCCACCUGGGGCUGGGGCGUCUUUGGGCGGACAGCCAUCCCUGGGAGCCGGCGGCGGAAUCAAGAAGGACGCGUUUGCUGACGCCGUGCAGCGGGCCCGUCAGAUCGCGGCCAAGAUCGGUGGCGAUGCUGGCGGCGCCCCCUUGAACAACAGCGGUGCCCCGGAGAGCUUCCCCUACACAGCACAGAAACGCCAGCUGGAGGAUGCAGAACAGCCAGAAAGCAAGAAAAUGGCUUCCCAGAGCGACCGUGAUUCUGCAACCUCUCUGUCAAUUGGAGCCCAGUUGGCAGCCUUAGCCCAACAGAGACCGACAACAACCACAGAGGAGUACAGUGUCCCUGAUGGCAUGGUUGGACUCAUCAUUGGAAGGGGUGGGGAACAGAUCAACAAAAUUCAGCAGGAUUCUGGCUGCAAGGUUCAGAUUGCCCCGGACAGUGGAGGUCUUCCAGAAAGAAGUGUGUCACUCACUGGGACUCCUGACUCCAUACAGAAAGCGAAGGCGCUCCUAGACGAGAUUGUGUCCCGAGGGAGGGGUACACCACCAUCUUUUCACGAGUCCACCAAUGGCCAGAGUGGCUCAGUGCAGGAGAUGAUGAUCCCAGCAGGCAAGGCUGGCCUGAUCAUUGGCAAGGGAGGAGAGACCAUCAAGCAACUGCAGGAUCGGGCAGGAGUCAAAAUGAUUCUGAUACAAGACAGCUCCCAAGGUCCAAACAUGGAUAAACCUCUGAGAAUCAUUGGAGAGCCAUACAAAGUGCAGCAAGCACGAGAGAUGGUCAUGGAAAUCCUGCGCGAGAGGGACCACGCUGGCUUUGGAGACAGGAAUGAAUACGGCUCCCGCAUGGGCGGAGGGGGCAUGGAUGUGCCCGUUCCCCGCCACUCUGUUGGCGUUGUCAUCGGACGCAAUGGUGAAAUGAUCAAGAAGAUCCAAAACGAUGCGGGUGUACGAAUACAGUUCAAACCAGAUGAUGGUGUGGGGCCCGACAAGGUGGCUCACAUCAUGGGCCCACCUGAACGGUGUGAGCACGCAGCCCGCAUCAUCGCCGACCUUCUGCAGAGCAUCCGCGCACGGGAAGAGGGACAGGGGGGUCCCCCUGGUCCCCCAGGGAUGCCUCCUGGAAGGGGCAGAGGACACGGUCAGGGUGGAUGGGGACCCCCAGGGACGGAGGUCACUUUCUCCAUCCCCAGCCACAAGUGUGGCUUGGUAAUCGGCCGAGGUGGUGAGAAUGUCAAGGCCAUCAAUCAACAGACAGGGGCUUUUGUGGAGAUCUCACGUCAGCUGCCACCCAAUGGGGACCCCAACUACAAGCUGUUCGUCAUCCGGGGCUCCCCUCAGCAGAUUGAUCAUGCCAAACAGCUCAUCGAAGAUAAAAUUGAGGGUCCACUUUGUCCUGUUGGUCCAGGUCCUGGUGGUCCAGGCCCAGCUGGCCCCAUGGGCCCAUACAACCCCAAUCCUUACAACCCAGGACCACCCGGUGCCCCUGGUCCACAUGGAGGUCCACCUGCUCCUCAUCAAUACCCUCCCCAGGGCUGGGGCAACACCUACCAGCAGUGGCAGCCCCCAGGACCCCAUGACCCCAGCAAGGCAGCAGCAGACCCUAACGCAGCCUGGGCAGCAUACUACGCCCAGUACUACCAGCAGCCGACUAGUGCGGUGCCGGGCCAACCUCCAUCUGGGCCCACGGGGGCCCCGGCACCGGCUGACCAGCCGCAGGCCGGACAGACCCCUGGAGGCCAGCCCGACUACACCAAGGCCUGGGAAGAAUACUACAAGAAAAUGGCUCAAGCAGGAAGCACAGCGGCAGCUCCUGCCGCCGGCACCCAAACAGACUACAGCGCGGCCUGGGCUGAGUACUACAGGCAGCAGGCCGCCUACUACGGGCAGCCGGGCGCACAGACGCCUGGACAGCCGGCCGCGCCACAGCCAGGACAGCAGGCGCAGUGAGACAGCGUGGAUCCAUCUUUAUAUUAAGAGAGAGGACGAAGGACACCAUUGUACUUCCCAGCCGGCCAUCUGGGCUUUUUUUUUUUUUUUUUUUUUUUUUUUUUUUAAAUUUUCUUUUAAUUUUUAGUUUGGUUUUAUUGGAAACUGACGGUAGCCUGUUUGUCAGAGUCUGUGCCCUUAUUUUUCCACUUCCACACCGGUUUUUAAGAAAAAAAAUGUGAAAAGGACAAAACUUUUCUUAAGCUUUGCAGGUUAAACGGUUGGUGAGAGAGACUUGCAAGGCCUUUUCAGGUUUUUUUUUUUUUUUUUUUUUAUAAAAGAACCUUGUCAAGCAGGAGCAUGAACUUGAGCCUGAUUCUUUUUUUUUUUAAUUUAUUUUUUGAUUUUUUUUUUUUUUUAAAGCCCAGGUUAACUGGCAGGCGUUCCAUUCGCCAACUGACUGGACUUGACUGGUAAUGUUUAUUUUCCUUAGACAGUCUACUAAACAUACUUACUUCUAGUCCUACUACUGCAUUUACUGAAAUGACCGUGGAUUUGUAAAACUUUUUUUGGGUAAAUGAAAUU